Messenger RNA from Gorilla gorilla gorilla (western lowland gorilla), 2073 nucleotides. It is a transcript of the gene DYNAP, whose product is annotated as dynactin associated protein. Gene Ontology annotation, cellular component: Golgi apparatus; plasma membrane. The coding region runs from base 86 to 727 and encodes 213 amino acids. The record is from RefSeq and is a predicted model, not a curated record. The transcript is spliced from 4 exons. NCBI's taxonomy places the organism in Eukaryota, Metazoa, Chordata, Mammalia, Primates, Hominidae. Gene Ontology annotation, biological process: activation of protein kinase B activity.
AUCAGGGUGUAAGUCAGCCAGAGAGACAAGGAAAAUUUUGGAUCUAUAGGAGAAAGAACUUUCAAACAGCAAAAGUCACCCAAAAAUGGAAUACCAGCUUCUAGAUAUAAAGGGCAAUGAACAAAUUGAAAAAUAUUCUUGGAGAGAAGCUUGUGAUAUUGGCAGCUCAAGAAUGGACAGAAAGCAUGGAAAAUACAUAUUGAACGUUGAGCACUCUGAAAACCAGCCGCCAAUCACACAUCCAAAUGACCAAGAGGCUCACAGUUCCAUAUGCUGGUGUCUACCUUCAAAUGAUAUAACCAGUGAUGUCUCUCCCAACUUAACUGGGGUCUGCGUGAACCCAGGAGUCCUUGCACAUUCAAGAUGUCUACAGUCAGAAUCCUGUAACACACAGGUAAAAGAAUAUUGCCGCAAUGACUGGUCUAUGUGGAAAGUCUUCCUGGCUUGUCUCUUAGCCUGUGUGAUAAUGACAGCAAUUGGAGUACUUAUAAUAUGCUUGGUGAAUAACAAAGGAUCUGCCAAUUCCUCCGUUGUUAUUCAGCUAUCCACAAAUGAUGGAGAGUGUGUGACUGUCAAACCUGGAACACCCUCUCCUGCUUGUCCAGCUACAGUGACCACCACUUCAACUGUACCUGCAAGUACAGCCACUGAAACUACAACUUCAACAGCUACAGCUGCCACCACUUCCACAGAACCUAUAACUGUUGCACCUACCGAUCAAUUAUAAUUUAAACAGCCAUAGCCAUCACUUCAACUGAAACUUUAACCUCUACCACUUCAACUCAGUUUGCAACUAUAAUAGCUACUCCUAUCUUCAAGUGGAAUCGUGGCUGCAGUCACUUUAACAGACUCUAUAACCGUUACAUCUUCAACAAAAUCAAGUCCUACUUCAACUUAAACUUACUUGACAACUCAAAUAAUCACCACUUCGACCAUCUCUUUGACUGAAUCAACAACUACAUUCCCUUCAACUGAAUCUGCAACCACUUCCACUUAACCUAUAACUACUGUAACUUCUACUUAGCCUACAGUAACAAUGCUCAUCACUCUUUUCCAAAAAUGUAUAAUCUCCACCUAUUCAUCUGAGGACUAAGCUCUGAUUUUUUAUCUUGCCCAAAUUCCUUUCUAAGGGGUAUGGGGAGUCAUGCCCUACAAACCAUAAAUUCUCAUCAGAUGGGUUUUAUUUAACCCUGUAUAUUGUGACUUACUUUCUAAUCUGACUCUGGCAUAACAAGGGAAAAAAAUCAAAAUGUUUUACCCCAAAAUAUAUUUCCUUGCCAUACCUUGAAAUUGUCCUGCAAAGUCUCUUGUGGAGAAACUCCACAUUCUAUAGAGAAUAUCCUUUCCCCUUUGUUUUCCUUCCUUUCUUUCCAGAUCCAGGAGAUAAUCAACUAACAGCCAGGCACCCUUUUAGGUCUAAUAAGAAACACUUUACAACCUGCUCUCUCUCUGAAGUCUUCUUUCUGAGAGAUUCCUCUGCACAAUAAAACUUGAUCUCCACAAUCCUUUAUCUUAACCUGAACAUUCCUUUCCAUGGACCUCAGGUCUUCAGAUAAACUAAACCAAUAGUCAACCAGAACAUGUUUAAAUUUACCUAUAGCCUGGAAGCCCCAACUUUGAGUUGUCCUGCCUUUCUGAACCAAGCCAAUGUAUUUCUUAAAUGUAUUUGAUUGAUGUCUUGUGUCUCCCUAAAAAUAUAUAAAACCAAACUGUACCCUAGCCACUUUGGACACAUGUUCUCAGGACCUCCUGAGGGCUGUGUCGUGAGCCAUGGUCACUCAUAUUUGGCUCAGAAUUAAUCUCUUAAAAUAUUUUACAGAGUUUGACUCUUUUUGUCAACACAUCCGAACCUGCAACUACAAAUGCCAACAUUACCACUUAAAACUUGAUAGAACUAGCAUCAGUCAUCAAAAUAACCUGUUCUAUAUUAAGUUAACUUUUAGUUAUCACCAGUAAUACUAGCCUACAACUACUCGCCACACUGGCUCUUCCCCAAAAUUGAAAUUGUACAAUAUGUGAGUCUAGUUCUUGCUAACAUAACAUUAUUGCCUACAUUAAAAGCUUCUGCAAAGC